AUGUCAUCCCAUUCCACCUACUACGACCGGCGCCUGCGGCAAGGCCCUGCCCUCGUCCGAGCUCGACGGCCAUAUCUCUUCAAGAAUGCAGUGACCGGCCUCGGUCUGUUUGCGCUCGUCGGAGGAGUCUACUGGUAUACCCUUAACGCUGUCGGACAGGACGACUUUGAGGACGUCAAGGUUCCGGAUGCGCCUCGACAGGCAAAAUAG
Molecule: messenger RNA, 210 nt
Organism: Trichoderma citrinoviride
Lineage: Eukaryota; Fungi; Ascomycota; Sordariomycetes; Hypocreales; Hypocreaceae
Exons: 3
Coding region: 1-210 (69 amino acids)
Biological process (GO): mitochondrial respiratory chain complex IV assembly
Cellular component (GO): mitochondrial inner membrane
Source: RefSeq, a predicted model, not a curated record